Messenger RNA from Salmo salar (Atlantic salmon), 4776 nucleotides. RefSeq names its product putative sodium-coupled neutral amino acid transporter 12. The record is from RefSeq and is a predicted model, not a curated record. NCBI's taxonomy places the organism in Eukaryota, Metazoa, Chordata, Actinopteri, Salmoniformes, Salmonidae.
GCAACUGUUUGGCUAAUGAUUACACCCCUGUUGUGCACACAGUCAUUGAAUGUGCAUGAGAUAGAAGAAUGCACAUAUAAAGUUUAUUGGCGGAGGAUGUUUAUUUUCUGCACGAGUUAUUUAUUAUUGUCAUUCGCUGUCUUGUUGGCUUGAAAUUUAGCUUUCUGGUUUAAUUACCCUGAAAAAGAUUCACUGAACGCAGGUUGUGAUCUCCAGUAUUGGUGUCCAUCAUGGCAGGAGGCAUCACAGAGACCGGGGAGCUCUACUCCCCGUAUGUGGGCUUGGUGUACAUGUUUAAUCUGAUCGUGGGCACGGGGGCACUGACGAUGCCCAAGGCCUUUGCCCAAGCAGGUUGGGCGGUCAGCCUGGCGCUCAUCUCCUUCCUGGCGUUUAUGAGUUACAUGACCACUACGUUUGUGAUCGAGGCCAUGGCAGCGGCCAACGCUCAGCUGCGCUGGAAGAGGAGGGAGCAGGAAGAGGUCCAAGACAGCGACUCCACCUCUGAUUAUUCGGAUGAUGAUGUCCGGGGACGAUCAGAGCCAGAGACGAGGCCCAUUUUGUCAGUCCAGCGAACAGGAGGAGGACACGUUGAUCACUUUGACAUUGUGGAGAGGGUAGAGAUGGGUCAAAUGGCCUCCAUGUUCUUCAACAAAGUUGGUGUCAACAUGUUCUACAUCUGCAUGGUAGUCUACCUGUAUGGAGACCUGGCCAUCUAUGCUGCUGCUGUACCCAUAUCACUAAUGGAAGUAGCCUGUGGUAACCACUCAUGCAGUGCUGGCGGUGUGAAAUACGACGACACCGACUUGUGCUGGGGGCCUGUCACCAGGAAAGACGCCUACAAGGUGUUUCUGAGCAUCUUCACUGUGAUGUUGGGCCCUUUUGUCUUCUUCGAUGCUCAGAAGACCAAAUACCUCCAGAUCCUCACCUCACUCAUGCGCUGGAUCGCAUUCACCAUGAUGAUUAUCCUGGCUCUGAUCCGUAUUGGUAAAGACCGGGGCGAAGGCCACCCCCGUAUGGCCCAGAUCUCUGGGGUGCCAAACCUGUUUGGAGUGUGUGUCUACUCCUUCAUGUGCCAGCACUCCCUGCCCUCCCUGGUGACACCCAUCUCUGAUAAGAGGCGUGUGGGAACCCUGGUGGUGUGUGACUAUGUCCUCAUCCUUGGCUUCUACGGCCUGCUCUCCUUCACAGCCAUCUUCUGCUUUAAUAGCUCCCUGCUGCACGACAUGUACACCCUCAACUUCACUGACAACUGUGACGUGCUGGACAUCCCCGCGUUGCGCUACUUCCUGGGCCUCUUCCCCGUCUUCACCAUCAGCACCAACUUCCCCAUCAUCGCAGUCACGCUGCGCAACAACUGGAAGACCCUCUUCCACCGCGACGGGGGAACCUACCCCUGGGUGGUUGACCGCAUCGUCUUCCCCCUCAUCACCCUGGUGCCGCCCAUCAUCGUGGCCUUCUGCACCCACAACCUGGAGUCCCUGGUGGGCAUCACGGGCGCCUACGCUGGCACGGGCAUCCAGUACGUCAUCCCCGCCCUGCUGGUAUACUACGGCCGGCGCCACCUGGUGCCUAUGCUGGGCACGGACGAGGUCAACAAGCACCGGUCCCCGUUCCGCCACACCUUCUGGGUGUGGUUUGUAGUGGUCUGGGCUACCUUCUGCCUCAUGUUUGUCACAGCCAACAUCAUCCUGGAGGACACCAAGAAAUGAGGACACUGACUGACUGUGAAAGACCGGUUUCUCUGUGUGGGUGUCUUGUAUUUCUAUAUUCUCUCUACCUGAGGCCUUCCAGAACUUGGUACAGGUCGAACAGUGUGCCUUUUUAUGCUGCUCUUGUAGCAUAGGAAACCCUUUUAAUUACAGCGGUAAUCAGCAGUUGAAACAAUUAUAAAGUGUCCUCCCCACCCCUGUUUCAGUAAAAAGCUUGAGGAUGGGACUGGAGAAAUGUAACCAUUAUCAAAUUCAUAGACCAAGAUAUGCAUGCAAGGACUAGCCAUCCAUGAUAUCAAAAUGAUAGUUUUAACAAUGUUUUAAAGCUAUGUAGUGUUUAUUUACAUUUACUUUGUUUUCAAACAGUCCCUGUUUCGGUAAAAAGCUUGAGGUUGGAGCUGGAGAUGUAAACCAUUAUCAAAUUCAUAGACCGAGCUAUGCAUGCAAGGACUAGCCUUCCAUGAUAUCACAAUUAUAAUUUUAACCAUGUUUUUAGGCUAUAUAGUGUUUAUUUACAUUUAAUUUGUUUACAACAUUGCAGUACAACAAGCUUAUUAUAGGUACUGAUCAGUUGUGAGAGUUGAACUAAGCGGAUGAGGCAUUUAGAAGUUAUAUUCUUCAAGAAUCAAUGGGCACAUAGAUUUAUUAAUUAUAUCAACUGCAGAUCACCCCUUUUAAGAGUAAUCUAUACCAUUUGUGGAAAGAGACCAAAUAUCUAGUGAUUGUAUGAAAGCUGCUACCGUAUGUAGGAACACAAGGAAGAGGACCUUGUUCACUCUGUUCCAGUGUCCCUCUGUAGAAAAAUACAAGCUGAACGAUCAAAGACUGUAUUAGCAAGGCAUUUCACUACACAACAGCACUGUUUUUAAGCAUAUACAAAGAGCUGGUCAACUUGUUUCCAAAUGCCUCAUUUUAAAUCCAAAAUAACUGAAGGAAGGAUAGAGCAGGGAGGUGUCAGUGUUCCUCUGGACCUUCAGAAACAGUGUUGUGGCUAAAGACAGAAUAUGCUGAAACUAUGGAGAGAGCUCAGUGGAGGAAAAAUAGAACCUGACAACUAACUCAGCGCUCCUGUUGCUAAUGGCAAUGCAGAGAGACUUUAAUGCGGCUUUAAAAUGAACUUGGGAUGGUGAAAAAGGCAAGCUAAAUUAAUCUGCGAUAAUCAGUUUAUUAUGGCUGGCAUUUCUUCAUUCCUCACUGGUGGCUCUGCCUCAGUUCUCCUUGUCUUCCCUAUGAACAAUGAACCUUUCUCCAUGACAGAUCACUGACUGAUGGGCCUGAUGGAAGAGCUCCGUCCCUGGUCAUCAGGAGACCGAUCUUGAGUUCAAACUCUGUACUCAUACCACCCUCAUGUUUUACUGUUCACCACCAAAUCAUCAGCCCUUCAUCAGCUCCAUGUCAGCACCCGACUGCUCUCUGUUGAACUUUGACCCCAGAAAGUUAUCAAUGGAUACAGGAAGGUUUAUGUUGGCUACAUCACCAGGAGCCAACUGGUACGGUGCCUACUGUGCCCACAAAGACUCCUCUACAGUAGUCCCAGUAUAUCUCUUUUUGCAAUCACUGGUUUCCUCAUACCGUGAACUGCACUGUUGGUUAAGGUCUUGUAAGUAAGCAUUUCACGGUAAAGUCUACACUUGUUGUAUUCAGCUCAUGUGGUAAAUAAAGUUUGAUUUGAUUUUAACCAUCCGUCUCAUGCUCGCUCGUAACGAGAAUUUCUCAGCUGGCUGAUUUGUUGUCAGCUCUUUACUUGAGGUUUUAUUAGUUUCCUGGUAGCUCAGUUUGAUCGACUAAUUAGAUUUUACUUCCAGACAUGUGGAAACAGCCUCUUUGCCCCGAGCUCUGCUCAUGCUAAUGUCCACAUUAUACGCUUCUGUCUCCUCAUUGCCAUGUCUAUAUAUAUAUAUAUAUAUAUCUCUGCUCUAUAGAAUAUAUAUAUUAUGUCCCAUUAUAGUCAUCAAGUUUGGAGCCCAACUACAGGAGUCAUACCUUUUUUGAAACAGUAUUGUUGUUGGGGAAUGUAAAUCAUGUUUUGUGGUGUAGGGUUCCAUAUUACACGGUCACAUUUAGAAUGGUGGUUUUCUUUUAGUAUGUAAGUGCUAAAGUAAUAGCUAAAGUGUAUCGUUAGCUGCCUGUCAUGAGCACACUCCUGGUCAAAAAGGGAAAUGCUUAUUACCAUUCAUGGUUUGCACCUGCAACUUUGCACAUAAUUGCCUUGGGUUUUACGUAGACUUUUGCAAAUGGUUUAUCAUGAAGAUUUUUAUAAGGGUUGAUAACUAUGGUAUUUAUCUAACAGUCUUCAAUGGUAUUCUUAACCCAUCAAUAUAUACAGCUUGACACUAUUUAAAAUGCAUUAGACUAAUAGUCAUGCAUUGUAGCAUAUUGAUGGCAGUACAGUAUUGUUGAGGACUAUUGAAUGAGAGACCUCUGCAUGUUGUUGGUAUUGUGUGUGUGUUAGGACAGAAAAAGAGUGCUGACUAUUUCUGUAACACUGCUUCUCUCAAUAUUGGGUUCCUUUUCUUCAAUAUUGGGUUCCUUCUCUUCAAUAUUGGGUUCCUUCUCUUCAAUAUUGGGUUCCUUCUCUUCAAUCUUGGGUUCCUUCUGGUAAUUAUUGUAAACAUUACAUUUCUGCAUGCAGCUCCUUCCAAAAUGAUGCAGCCAGUAGUCAGCUGUUCCUUUAAGGCUUGCAGGUUGUGAUGGGUGGGAUGGUUACUCCUCUUCUUAUCUUCUUUUCAAUACAAAUGUGCAAUAUGCUUUGAACUGGGUUGGGGAAGUAAGAUUUCAAGCGAAUAUUAACUGUUUCUGAGAGUGUUUUGUCUGUGUGUAUACUUGUGUGUGUCAGUGUAUGUGUCACUUUGAAAAGAUUUUAAAUGCGUAUGUCUGACUCUUAUUUGGAGUUGUGAAAUGUGCCUUUUUCCCGGGGUUAUUGUUUCCAUUCAUUUGUUGACUGUUGUUUUUCCUGGCAUGUCUUUGUUUUAAGCAGCCUGUCAGAUAAGAUCUGCAUGUAAGCCACUUAAUUUAACUGACAACCAAUGUCUCCUCAAAAUAAACUGGGAUAUCCUUGUCUUCUAAA